Xyrichtys novacula (pearly razorfish) is the source of this 17117-nucleotide messenger RNA. The record is from the annotation of a GenBank genome assembly. NCBI's taxonomy places the organism in Eukaryota, Metazoa, Chordata, Actinopteri, Labriformes, Labridae.
AUGCUGGGUAAGGCUCCACCCACAACCAGUAACCUCAACCUGGUGAACGCUGAAGUUUCUGACACCACGGACGCCGCGUACGGAAACGACAAUAUCCAGAUGGCUGACCUGGUGGAGAGUCUGGAUACCAGAGAGCUGGACAUCGGAGAAGGAGAGGAGAUCGACUACGAUGGGAGCUCCAUCGGUAAGUUUGAUUGGCUGAAAUUCACCCCAAAGUGUGAUAGAAACAAAGAAAAUUUUGAACCAAUUGGAGAAUCUUUCACUAAAAUCUAAGACUUAUAGGAUCAGUUGGUCUUUUUCAUAAUUUAGAUCUUACAAACUUCACCAGAGAAUACAACGUGAACAUCUGACCUAACACUGUAAACUAGCUAAGCACGAAAUCUUCAACAAAAGCCCACUUUUUUUUCCAAAGAUGCAGCCUACUCGCUCCCAAGAAGUCCGAACAACUCCUACAUGCACAAACUGAAGCACCACGCCAACCAACCGCCUCUCUCGCUCUCUUACUCUCUCUUUCUCUCUUUCUCUCCCAGGGGAAACCCGGAUCCCAUUUUCAGCUGUGUACGCCACAGUUGGCUUCAAGGAGGACAGCGCUAGGGUCUACCUCCCCACGGUGCCUAUCACUGCCCGCAUCCUGGAGGUGGAGAGAUUUACGUCUGCACAGGACCGCUUCAACCUGUCGCACCACAGGAGUGUCAACAAAGUACAAGCAAAUACUUGGGCAAACAUUGAGCAAAGAUUCAUGAAUCAUCGCUUCAUUUUCUCUCUCAGUUUUUCCUUUGCUGUCUUUUUGACCUUUAAGUGAUUGGAGGAUUUAUUGUGUGUCGUUAUAGUAACACUUUGUUUUACUAUGAUGAUUUCAGCCUUACUAGAGAUAAAGAUAAGCACUUUAUGUCACCCCACUCGUGUGUAGUCUCUACCAGCGGUGUUCAGGAUCGAGCUGAAGCACGGGGAGUUUACCUGGAUCAUCAAAAGGAAAGAGAAACAUUUCAUGGAGCUGCACAGAGAGCUGAGGACCUACAAAACCUUCAUGAGGAUACCUCUGCCUUCACGCAGGUCAGCGCCCGCCCGCACACAAACGCCCAAACGCACACAUAGAUUAGAACUCCCACAGACACGCACAUGCGCCGGGGGUUCGAGUUUGGAUGUAUACAAAGCACACACAUCGUUGUUUUUGUCACGCUGCAAUCGCUUGUCAUAUUUUGUAGAUCAGCAGUCCAGCGUUUGUGCUGAAAGUGGUAAAAUGAAUGUUUUGAAUCGCAGGUCAGAACUCUUAAAAAACUUAGUAGCCAAACCUGGACUAGUUUCUGGAUCCAAAAGAGGGUUUAGGGAAAGUCGGAAAACCAGAGGAGCAACAUGAGGAUAGUGAAAACACUUUCCAUGUUGGGGGGAGUUGAUGGCCUUGUGGUCUAAACACACCCCAUAUAGAGGCUUUCGUCUUUGUCACGUGUCUCCAAUUACGCUCUACUCUUCACGUUCCCUCUCUCUUUUCAGCUGCCUUGUCAAAUAAAGUCAAAACUCCUCAAAACAUGAUGAUUAGAAAUAUCCUCCAUGUUCUCACUGUGUGUUUUUGUCACAUUGUCAACAGUAAAUCAGUUGAAAAUCUGAUGCAGUCUUUGUCCCUGAUUCUUGCUGCACAUAUUAAGUGUCCAAAAAUUCAAAAAAGCGUCAUUACACCGCAGCAGAAACCAAAGUUAUUUUAGAAGAGGGUGUAAAUUUCAGUUUAUUUACAUUCUGCAUAUACGAUUGAACAUUCAAGCAUGACUACAGUCCUCCAUUUUUAUUAUUUGUCCGUCUCUCUCUUUAUCUGACUUUCUUUCUUUGGGGAUGGGGAAAAAAACUGAGGAAUGUAGUCCUUGGACUUUAAUAGGAUUUACUUUUGCCCUACUCCUUCUUCCUCUCUUCCCGUCACUAAAAAAAAAAAAAACCCUCCAUGUUUUUCUGUCAACUAAAUGUUCUUUUCUGCCUUCCUGCUUUCCUGAUUUGUAUAAAACACCAGCACUCAACAGCCUGCAACCUUUCAAAAUAAUUCAUGCUUUUACGUUUGCCUGUUUAAAUACCCUCCAGCACUAGAAAUCGUGUUUUAAUUUCGGUGCUGGAACAGGGCUUUUUAGCUUUGGGCAAUUUGAAAAGUGCUCUCUGUAAAAGUGUCCUCAAAUAGCUUGUAAUUAUCCUUUCAGCCACACAGUGAGGAGGAGGACAGUGAGGAAGAGCGAGGUGAGGGAGAUGCCCUCCUUGCCGAGGGGUGGUGGAGACGAGCUUGUGCGAGAGGAGCAGGUCUCCAGUAGGAGGGUAGGUAACAACAACGUCUCCACGUGCUUUUUUCUUUUUUCCUGCUUGGAAAAAAAUCAUUUUUUUCAUUUCCUAAUUUGAUGGCAAAGAGCUCUCCUGGUGCCCACUUGUUGCCAUGGCACUGUGUGUGUGUUUGUGUGUUUGUGUGUGUGUGUGUAAGCGUGUGCUGUGUGCAUGUUUGUGUUUCCUCGCAUGGAUCUUGUCAUUAAAAUACUCACAGUGGCCAAAAUGUAGUGUGUGUGUUUUUGCAGAGACAAUUAGAAGACUAUUUGAACAAGCUGCUGAGGAUGGCCAUGUACCGCAAAUAUCACCACACUGUGAGUAAUCAUACGAAGCACUACGAGCUGUGUCACUCCAACACAACCUCCUCAUGACAGCUGGCCUUUGCACAACUUCAGGUUUAUUCUUGUUUGUGUGUAUUAUCGAUUUCUGUCAAUGUGAACUAAAAGAACCCAGCCAGCUAGACACGAGAAAAACAGUAAAACAUACAUGCAGUAAAACUAAAAUAAUCCACUUUUUUCAGCAUUUUACUGUCCUUCACCCUCAGGGUAGAACAGUGAGUGCAGACCAAGAUCAUGUCUGUGUUUACCCAUAGCACCAUCUGCUUUAUGUUGACACACUACAGGACCCUAAACAUAUUAUUCUGACUUUAAGUACAAUCAGGAGCAAACAGCUGACAGCCAGGUUAAUACUUGCAGUAAAAAUGAUGUGUAAAUGAGAAACAAAUCAUUUCUAAAUGUGUCUUUUCUAGUUUAUUGGCUGUUCUUAGAUUGUAAUGAGACAUCAUAUACCAGUUUUUCCUCUUAAGCUUAUCUAUACUUACUUCAGUAGACACUCCCUUUUCUGCAGACAUGUCUCAGAAGACUUUCACAGAAUGUGUGACACAUUUAUUGUCAGAGGUCAGAAAACAAGGCUGAACAGAUUAAAAAAACAGACUUACCAUUGAAAAUAAAAAGAUUAUUCAUGAUUCAAUAUGAGUUUUACAUCAACAACGCAGCCACUAAACAUUAUGCAACUCUACUUCGUACAAUUAUUUUUACUGUAAAAUAUCAAGAUAAUUAUAUUGGUGUGAUAUUUAUGAAAAACUUAAAAUUUCAAUGAACACAGAGAAUAAAAUUGAGAAAAAGCUAAACAAGGGUAGAGUUUGUAUAAUUUUUCUGUCUUGUGUGUAGGUUGCUUUAUCUCCUUUAUUUUAAAUCCAUGCUUUUAUUUUGAAGUGUCUUAGGAUCUAUAAUAAAACCGUUAAAAGAACAGUUAAAAGGAAAUGGUUACUUAAGUAGUAACACAAGCUGUAACAUUUUGUUUGGAUGUCAAAAUGCAUAAUAAUAACUUUAUCUAUUUAUAUAGCACCUUCAAAAACAGAUGUUUGACAAAGUUCUUAAACAGAAGAAGCAAACAAAGACAGAAACCGAAAAAGGAAAAUCAUGAAAUUUAGGUUUUUAAAGCUCCUCUGGGGAACUUUCAAUUUGUGUGACUAAAUAUUCAUAUAACUUCUAUCGGGUUGGUCUUAAAUUUGGGGUGAAUGAUCUAUUUUUUUUGACGGUCAGAGAAUAAAUUUGUUACUAAUUGCAAGAGGCCUGGUUUUAAUGUAUAAUUUGAGGAAGUUUCAGGUGGAACAGGGUUUGAUUUCAUGUUGGCAAUCUGACAGGAAUUGGUGGGAGGGAAUGAGGCAGGUUUGGUGGACAAGUAGAUCUGGGUGUCAUCGGCAUAACAGUGACAAUGAAAGUUGAAUUUACGUAAAAUCUGCCCAAGGAGAUGUAGGUAGAUGAUCAACACAAGAGGCCCCAGGACGGUACCCUGUGGAACGCCGGUCACAAGGCUUGGAUGUGAAGGUUUUGAGUUGAAUGAACUCGGCCUGAGAAUCAAGAUUUAAACUAGUCUAAGUGGUCCUGUCCAGGGGUUUGUUAUGAUAGAUGGUGUCAAAGGCCACACUCAGAUUGAGGAGGAUGUUAAUGGUCAAAAGUUCAGAGUCAACUGCCUGUGUUCAAAAUGGGUCACAUAGUUCUGUCAAAGCGUUCAACCAGCUGUUUAUGAAGUCCAACGGUUGUCCAUUUAAGGCAGUUUGAACCCUGAACAGUACAUCGAGCUGAUUUCUACACUGUACAGCCUCUGAAUAUGAUAACAUGCUCUUGAGUAUACUAACUUACUGACAGAGCUUACUCACAGACCAGUUCUAUUUUUGGCCACACCACUAUGCCUGAUACGCUGACCUGCAUCAUUGUGACGCAUAAUAAGUAGAUAUCUGAGGUGACGCCGCUGUUGAUAAUUUAAGCUAUCAACUCAUGGAUGUUUGUGUGGGUGUUGUAGCUAAAAUAGUUACCUGCUUUCAGUCACAUAAUGAAGCAUAAAGAACUGUAUGUAUCCAUGUGUCUUUUGGUCCGACUACACAAGCGUUGGUAUGUGAAACGUCUUCCCGUCUAUUCUCAGAUGGAGUUUAUUGACAUCAGCCAGCUGUCUUUCAUUCAUGACUUGGGGCCCAAAGGACUGUGAGUGUUUUCUCCUCUUACAAAUCUCCCUUUCCUAUUCGUACAAAAGAUUCAGGUGUCUGAUGGAUUAGCACUCAGUUGUUUCCAGCAGAGAUUGCAGCAUGAGAUUGAGAUUUAAGAAUUACAAGAGGAUGCCAAACUGUCAGUUUAAGAAAAUUCCAAAUUUCUUGUAUCGAUUUGUAAACUUCUCAAUUAUAUUUUUGUCUGUUUUCAGGGAGGGGAUGAUCUAUAAGCGCUCAGGUGGACAUCGUAUCCCCGGCAUGAACUGCUGCGGUCACACCCAGGCCUGCUAUCGCUGGUCUAAACGGUGUGUGGUUACCUCUGUACCUUUGUGCUGCUGUCGUCUUUUGUUUUCUUUGUUUUUGUAGUUUCUUUUUGAAACUUUCUUCUUAUUUAUGUCUCAUUUGCUCCACUUUGUGCUACUUAAAUUCCCUCACUCUGAAUAUCGCUGCUUCUCCUUGUAUUUAAAGCUCCUGUGAAAAGUUUCUAACUGGUUGCCAAUUCGAUUAAAAACUGAGUCUUAAUGAGCUAAAAAAAAAAAAAACAACAACCCCAGUAACUAGAUUGAAAUAUCCUAUAAAGCCAUUUUGAAUGUCUGAACAUGUUGCAGAGGGUAGGUGUCAGACCAGAAGAGGCUGAUUUCUUUGUAGUUUCAACAGCAAAUAUUCACAAGGAGGCAGGAUGGGUUUUUUGGUCAGAAAAGGCUUCCUUUGAGUCUUAAAAACAAGAUCAGCAAACACGGAGAUGUACAUCUUUGUCCUCAGGGGGAGCAAAAAUCACACAAACAGGAAGUUACUGUCUGCACCUUUAAGCAAACACUGUACACAUAUGUGAAACAGCUCGUUUAAAUAUUCAAUUUCCGCUCUUGGCAGCAAGUCUUCUACUUUAACUACAGCUUAAAAGUGGACUUCCUUAAAGCUCCUGUGAGGGACUUUGUGUUUGUGUUGAUUUAUGCGCCCCCCAAGGACAAAGUAUUGCCUCUUAUUCCUUGUUAAUGUGGUUCUGGUGUCUUAAACAGUCACAAAUUUCUCUCACUGUGAAUUUUUGGUGUUUCCUGUUUGUCAUAAACCAUUUAGUCCGACACCGACCCCCUCACAGCAGUUUCAGGAAAAAAACAGAAACCACAUUAUAGAAAAAGUUAUUCCUGUUUCUUUUACUCUUGUUUACUUUUGUAGCUCAUAAAGAGACGUCAGUAUUAAUUUCCAGUCAGGUUUAGAAAUAUAUAAAAACUCCUCACGGGAGCUUUAACGUCUCAGACAUGAAGGAUUAAAAGAAGUGAUUAGCGUCUCAUGUUGUGUCGAUCCUUUUGUACUGGCAAACUUCUGAAAUGUAGGUGUGAUGGAAGUACAAAUUUCUGGCAGAGAGCUGUGUCACUGUGGGUGUUAAAACACAGUGAUUACUUUUUGCAUAUUUAAAAAUAUAAUAACGAUAACUUAAUAAGUGAAAGUGUUGGCUCAUUGUGUUUUAAUUAUUAUUUUUUUUAACACAAUUUUCACGGCAUCCACAAACCAGCUGCAGUGACACACGCUCGCCUUUCUGUUCAUCUGUUUGUCUCUUUCUGUCCCUCUUCUCUUCAUCACAGCCAAAUUAUUAUGUGAGCAGUUUUUAUUGUUGUUUUUCCAAAGACAACACAAAAUAAAUCCCACACGUUUGAAACGCUCGGCCCAUCCACCUACAUCCCCAUGUUGAUUUUCUUCCUACACCCGUUCCUCUGAACAAGAAAUACAAGAAACGUCGGCACACGACAUCACACAGACUAACUAAUCAUUAAUAAUCUCAAUGAUAAUGAUAUGAACUGUGUGUGUUUUCUGUAGCUGGCUGGUGGUGAAGGACUCCUGCUUGCUGUACAUGAAGCCCGACUCAGGGGCCAUCUCCUUCGUCCUGCUGGUGGACAAAGAGUUCAGCAUCAAGAUGGACUCAAAAGACACAGAGACCAAACACGGAGUCCGGGUCGAUAGUCUCUCCAGGUUAUUUUCCUCCGUGUGUGAGCGUGUGUUUGAAUAUUUGAAUUUUAUAGCAGAGAAAGAUUUCGACUUUUCAGAAACUCCCUAAAAACCUCCAGAGGCCAGCGUUAACCUUUUGUACUCAUGCGUGGUUUUGAGUGUAGGACGAGCGCAUUAAAGCAUUAGUAGUAGGAGGGAAACCCUUUUCCAGGGUUCCUGAGUAUGAAUUAGAAAUCACUUUCUCAAAUCUCAAAGACUGCAGUAAGAAAGAAAAUAAUAGGGAUGCAGCUUAGCUCAGUUAAAAGUGCUAAUCCAAAUAUUAUUUAUCAGGUGUUGACAGUUUAUAAAGAUGGAUGGCAUGUCCCCACCGCCUUCUGUUGCACAAAAGCAAAGCCAAAAUACACCAAAAGAAACAACCUGUCCAGCUUUGCAUUAAGUCAAGGACAAAAUAAAACUAAAAAUCACAUUUUCCUCACUUCGGCAAAACUCAUUUAAGUCCCACACUAAACUUUUUUAUUUUACCACUCUAAGUGUUCUCAGUGGUCUUUAAACUAUGAAGUUUUUACCAAAAAUCGCGUUACCUGUGUCAUUUUCAAGGACUUUUUUUCUGCAGAGCUCCAGUAGCUCAUUAGCAAUUCGCCUCUGAGUCGUUGGCGGAGACAGCGCUGCUCUGCACACUCGUCUUCACGUUAGCUUCCAGCCUUACAUCGCCGGUGUAGUAGAAGAAAUAGGUAACAUAGGAGCUAUGCAUACGCUUGUUUCGCAAUCGUCUUCGGUAUUUCUCCUCUAUUUGCAGAGUGUAGCCUGCAUAGCGGGACUCCGGGGGCGGAGCUUGGAUUGGUUACAUAGGAAAUCUCACUGUUUCUGAACCUGCCAUAGAGAUUCACAGCGAUUUGAAUUCAGAAAUACCCAAAAAAGCAAUUUUGCAGUUAAUUUUCUCAUGAUAUGUCCUCUAGCAUCAGAAAAAUGCCAUAUGAACAUGUAAAAUAAAAGAAAAACAUGAUUUUCAUCGGAGUAGGUCUUUAAAACCCUCUUAAGCCGACACAUUUCUGUAAAUGAUUUCACAGGUAUGUUUGUCGGGUUUAAUACAUCUGUGUGUCUGUCUUUACUCAUCGCAGGACUCUGGUGUUUAAGUGCAGCAGCUACAGACACGCACGCUGGUGGGGUCAGAGCAUCGAGAGUUUCGUGAGGGAGAAUGGAAGGGCUUUCCUCCGGGAUCACCGCUUCGGAUCGUUCGCACAAGAGCAGGAAAACAUCCCUUCAAAAUGGUAACUACUAAACAAAAGUGAGAAAAGUACAUUUAGUUGUCCUCCGACUGAAAUUUAUAGUAUUUAUGUGGGAUUUAAGAAGUCUGGGAGCUUCAUCUUUAGGAAUUAGAUCUCGCCUCUGUGCCUUUCUCUGGCAACUGUGGAAAUAUUUGCAAAGAUUGAGCAGUCAGCACUCUUAGAGGUCUUCUUUUUCUUGCUCUCUCCUCCCUAGCAGGCAGAUUGUGUGAAACUGAAUCAUCUGUGUGAUAAUGUCAUUAUGUCUCCUUUGUAAUGAGUAAAACAUGCUGUGCUCCUGUGAGCUAACAGGAAAAAAAGUGUGAAAUAUAAAAAGGGGUUAUGUCAUCGUGAGACAGCAUUGGGUGUAGCCUGACGCCUGUAAGGUUAUGAAAGUUGAGGAAGUGAAGAGGCCGACUCACUUUCCCUCCUCUUCUCAUGUCUUGCCUCAUUUUUGUCAUGUCUGUUGACCUCACUGUGACAAACAGACGGAUUAUUGUUUCACGUGGUUCAAGUUGAAACACUGCAUGAGUGUGUUAACCAAUGUGUAAGUGCGUCUACAUGUGAAAACAAGCCUGUGUGACAGAGGUGUCUGCUUUCACAAUUCCCUCAGAGUGACCGUAGAUGUUUUGCAGGUACGUGAACGGAAAAACCUACAUGGAGGAUGUGGCUGAUGCUCUGGAGGAGGCCAAAGAGGAAAUCUUUAUCACUGACUGGUGGUGAGUUUUAAUGAUAUCACAAAGUUUUCUAAGGAAAGGUGAUGGUAAAGUCAACAUUAAGGAUGCUCUGAAGCAGUCAUGGUACAUUUAGUGUUGAACCACUUGUCUAAUCCAGGUUUAAAGCCAUAUCAUGGAUCACGACUCUGGUAAUGAUCUUCCUCUGCUCACUUUUCUUCAUACCACAGAGGAAAAGUGAAAAUCUUUCAUCCCUUCCAUGUGUGAAAAUAAUCAACAUCUAAACAUAAUAAACCGGCUCUAAUGGAUUAAUUUAGUCCUUUGGUUAGCAUAUGCUCUGAAACAGAUUCCUGCCAAAGCCUGAGCCAACCUGACACUCUGAUACCCUGUAAGUGUACAUGCUGUCACACAUUACAUUAUGUAUUACCCACAAGUCCUUGCUCUCAGGCAGUAAUACAAUGGUUCUGGCUCUAAUUACAGUCCAUCCACACACCCAGAAUAGAAACACACUGACAGUGAAAAACAGUCUCCAUAUUGUCGCUGUUACACCCACCAGCAGCAUGUCGCUCUGAAAUUUGAGUGUGUAUUUACACACCUGUGUGUGUUUGUAGACACAUAAUUAAACAAAGAAAAUUAAGAGAAAAGGGGGGAAAGGGUUAAGUUGUCUUGAGUAAAAACUUAUUAGCUGAUAAAUAAACCUGGUUCAGGAUCAGUUCCAGUGAUUUGUACUCGACAAAAAAAAGAAAAAUAAACAACAACUGUGUGUUCAAGUCCAGUUAAACUUUGAAUGAGUUCCUUUUUAGACGGUUUAAAGCCUUUGUGCACACGUGGCUGAAAUCUCUUUGUUCCAAGACCAUAAUCACAGGGCUCAGUGUCUUAACCAAUGAGGUGUCAGCUUGUGAAAUGUGAGCCAAUUUUAUUGUAGACAUGUACACUCAGUGUGACUGACUCACAGGAAUAAAUUGUCAUGUUUGAUGACUGUAUCCUUUCUAAAUUUCACCAAUGCUGCCCUCUUUUUUUCUGCUCCAAAUAAAUCUACACAGAUUUUUGACAUUUGGUUUGUUUGACCAGGCUGAGUCCAGAGAUCUUCCUGAAGAGACCUGUUGUCGAAGGGAACAGAUGGAGGCUGGACUGUACCCUGAAACGCAAAGCAGUAAGUGGGCUCUACAGGUAUUUGAUUGUGUUAGAAGAUGCCUCUCAUGGAAGCAACUGACUGUUUGCUAAGGGGGGUUGUGAGUCUUUAAGUUAGUCCCAGACUGUGGGCUCAUAUGUAUCAGCUAUUAGUGCUCCCAAAGGCUGUGUCCAAUAACCAGAGACAGCCAGCAGGGUGGUGUUAACAGAUGUUUUUAGUCAGUCUGAAAAACUCACUUUUAAAGACUUGCUUUUAUUUGAUGCCGUCUUUUAUCUUUUACCUCUUUUCUCUUUUACAUGUGUCUUAUUUCAGCUUUACUGUCUUUUUAGCUUUUGUUAUACUUCUACACUUCCUUAUUUUAUGUUUUUAUUUUGGUCCUCAUGGUUGCAUUAUAUGUUGCAGGGUUCUUAUAUUGUCUGGGUUCCUUAUCCCAUAUGAAAAUGGCCUUCAAUUUUAAAGCCUUGUUUUAACUGAGCUUUUUGUUUUUAUUUGUUUUUAUUUCAAUUUUGUGCUUUAUGACCAUCUGUCAAAACGCUUUAAAAACCUCUGAUUUUAAAAGUGCUAUAAAAAUGAAUUUAUUAUUAUUAGUUACAAAAAGAGCUACACGUCUGCGUGGAAACUGCACAUUGCUGAACACAGUGGAAGUUUUCAUGUGUUCAUAGAAUACAGAUAAAAACGGUCAUUUAUACUGAUGCGUCUGUCGUUCCAGAUUUUAUGGUUUAAAAUAAUCGAUCAAAUCUUUUCUAUCCCACGUCAGAGUUUAUGGUUUUUAUGUUCACUUUUAUCUGUAAGUUUGAAUCCAUCUGGACAUUUCAUACGCUGAAAGUUUCUUAAUACUACGCCAGCUUAUUCAUGCAUAGAAAUAUUCCUGUAAAGGUGAACUAAGACCCGUGCCUUGUUAGGGUAAAAGCAAUACGAUUACAAGAUUAGAUUCAGUAUAAACAGUCAGAGUAUGUUUCAUAGAACUUCUACAACAUACAGCUUCUUUUACUUUCGUUUCUUCUCUUUCCUCUUUCUGUUUUUAUCUUUUCUCAUCUAUUUUGGUUCAUGGGUUUGUUGGGAGGGGUUUUCGUUGAUUUAAGCUCCAUGGCGCUGAAGCUGACUAUUUAGCCUCCCCAAAGGCCCAACUUGAUGAAACACCAGUGAAGGGAGGUGCCCACUUUAAAACCCUGUUGAUGCGCUGGCUGGAUGCCCAUCUUCCCCUAUCUCUCUGCUUGCUUAGAUCAUAGGGAUGUGUCGAUUUGAAACUGUGAACAGUUUACAUGAAAUACUAUUUUCACUCUUCCUCCUUACAGCAACAGGGUGUUCGCAUCUUUGUGAUGUUGUAUAAAGAGGUGGAGCUCGCCCUGGGCAUCAACUCGGGCUACAGCAAGAGGACCCUCAUGCAUCUGCACCCCAACAUCAAGGUAACUAACAGAGAAUGAUACCAAAGUGUUUUUUUUAAUAUUUUUUUAAAGUAUAAUCAAUGUUUUAUAUUUCAUAUUAUUAUUCUGUAGGUGAUGCGACAUCCAGACCACGUCUCCUCUUCUGUGUAUCUUUGGGCACAUCACGAAAAAAUCGUUGUCAUCGAUCAGUCAGUGGCGUUCGUUGGCGGGAUCGACCUGGCGUAUGGCCGCUGGGAUGACAGAGAGCACCGGCUGACGGAUGUCGGCAGUGUGACGCGCUCCGUUGCCCUGGAGCAGGUCAGACACACAAAAAAACACACAACUAAUUAAAAUCCACAGUUUGGAGUUAUUGGCAAUAACUGUGUUUCCGCGCUCUUGACAAACGGUUCAAAUCAAAGAGGAGCAAACGGUUUCAUUAAAAACUGGCACGGUCAGGGGUGAUGGUGGGUGAAGUGAUGGAACUGCAUGUACCCUCAGUGACAGCCUGUGGUCAGUGUGUUGCACUUUUGUAGUGCCAGCUUUUGCACAGGCUUUUGGUUUUAAUCACACAUAAUUCUUCCAAACACAAGCGGCUGCCUCGAGAAACACAAAAACUUCAUACCAGUGAUCUCACAACCAGUAUCAAGAUUUUGGGGAGGAGAUAUUUAUUGCAGAUUUCACUCAUGCUCCAAAUAAAGUAAACCCGGUCAGGAUAAUCCCUUUAACCUUACUGACUCUUCCUGCAGUCGUUGUAUCAAUAAAAACAGACUAACACAUUAUUGUCUUCUUGAUAUCAGGCUGGCUCCACCAACGCUCCGGCCACUAAAGGCGUGUCCUUUGUUGACGGCGUGUCUGACGGCGUCUCCAAAAGCAAUGGAAGAGAAACGCCGCCCGCUGCUGAAACGGUGGAGUUACCGAAGCUGAAGGGGAUUGGACGCAACAGGAGGGCUCGCUUCAGUCUGUACAGACACCUGCACAAACACACCAUGCAGCAUGCCGACAGUGUCAGCAGUGUGGACAGCUCAGGUUUGUUUACAUGUGUAUAUAAGAGUGUUGGAAAAGUUGAUUGAAAGAACAUGACGAUGAUGAUGACCUUGUUGUAAAAGAGCUCAAUGCAUGGAGAGUACAUGCAGUCCUUUAACUAGUGUGUUUCCCUCUCUCCUGUGUGUGUGUGUGUGUGUGUGUGUGUGUGUGUGUGUGCAGGGAGUGGUUCAGUGCAGAGCCUAAAGACAGGCGUUGGAGAGCUACAAGGCAACACGCGCUUCUGGCAUGGAAAAGAUUACUGUAACUUCGUGUACAAAGACUGGAUUCAGCUGGAGAAACCUUUUGAUGGUGUGUUACACAAAUGAACACACACGUUUUGGCUUAGGCUACUUCUAAGGACACUACACAGAUUUAAAUUUAUGUCAAGGGGACCAGUCUUUACUCUGACCUUGUCACCCGAGACAAACUGGUCUUCAGUUUGAAACAUGUCCUCUAAAGUUUUUCGUUUUGCUUCUGCUGGUUUUUGGUUCCUCUGGUGUUACCUCAUAUUACCUUGAAUAGUGUGUGUUUUCUUAUUAAACUGGUGUGAUGGAAAAGAAUAGUCAUCUGGAAAACUAACGGAAACCAGCACCGUGGACCACAUACUGUAUAUGCUUCGCUUUUUUUCCUCUCUGCUUCAAACUCUCUGACCCCUCGCUGUUUUUCUACCUUCUUCCCUAGACUUCAUUGACAGGUACACAACUCCCAGAAUGCCUUGGCACGACAUCGCCUCAGUGGUUCAUGGCAAAGCUGCUCGAGACGUGGCGAGACAUUUCAUUCAGCGUUGGAACUUCACAAAGGUACUGCAAAAACACACACAGGGAGUUAAAACUUAAGUCUUUACCCAGAAUUUUAAGAGCUGAAUCCUCUUUGUUUGCAUAUUGAGUAACUUUUCAAUAGUGAUACCUUUUUACACCUUAAUCCUCACACCCAGGCUUCCCAUAAGAUCACAUUUCCUGCAGCUGUUUUCACUCUUUUCCUCCUUUGACUCUACGAUCCUUUACUGUGUCUCUUACAGAUCAUGAAGCCAAAGUACCGCUCUCUUUCUUAUCCAUUCCUGCUGCCCAAGUCUCACUCCACUGCAAAUGAGCUCAGAUACCAGGUCCCUGACAGUGUCAAUGCCAAAGUGCAGGUAAGAAGAAAAGCUGUUUUUUCUUUUUAGCCAAAGUAAACCCAUUAAAAAAACACAUGGGGUGUAAUUACACAAAAUUAGAAAGUGGGGUUAAAACCAGCCAUUCACCAGAGUUUAAAAGACCCACUGGUAGAGAAUCGGAGAAGAAAACACAAGAGCACUCUCACAGUACAAACUCCCACUAUCACGUACGACUUUCCACCAGCAGGUCUUCGAGCGCUGCUGGACGAAGAUAAAAGAGAGUGAGCGUUCACAAACUCCCCAGGGGCUGAAAAGUUAUGUAACUAUGAAGGUUUGAGCUUUCAGUUGACACUCGAGGGUUUUUUCGCCUGAAGGAAUCUACCUUUGAGUGAGGCACUUGGCUAAAAUAAGACAGGCGUGAAGACUUUGAAUCCAUCAGGUUUGGUUUGAAGCGCUCUUUGUUUUCUCUGGGUAAUUUGAUAAAAGUUUGUGGGCUUUGUUUGUAUCUUGUUUUUCAGCUGACAUCCCUGUUUGUUUACCUGUUUGUCUGCUAUACUUUAGACUGAUAAUUUACCACAAAUUACUCUGUUUUUCCAUUUUUGAGCUCUAGAAUUGUCACAAAGUUGGGCCAAAUAUUCAUUAAUGAUACUGCUUGGACUAAUAGGGGCUGCUGUAUAAACAUAAGGUUACCUGAAAAAAAGUGCAAAGGCCCUUUUUCAGACCACAACCAUAACCCUAAAUCUGUGUCUACAAGGUGUUGCGGUCAGCGGCAGACUGGUCAGCAGGCAUCAAGUACCACGAGGAGUCCAUCCAUAACGCCUACAUCCAGGUCAUCGCCAAGAGCAAACACUACAUCUACAUCGAGGUAAAACCAUUUACUUUAAUGACAUUCUACUUUUGUGAGUUAUGUAAAAUCAUAAUUUCUGAUUCAAGUUGUUGUAAUUUCACCAACAUCUGCACCUAGGGUGAAGCUAUUAAAUGAUUUUUCAGUCACUUUUGUCGGGAUUGUACGAAUGCUAAAAGCUAAAUUGGCUUAAUUAGUGUUUCAGACAGAGAUGUAAUUUUAAGGAACUUGCAAAGAAAAUCUUAUCCUGAAAUGUCCCGAAAUAAGGGUUGUAAAUUUUGUGUAGUUGAUGCAAAGUUUGCAAAUGAAGCACUCCUGUCUCCUACCUUUCUACCUUAACCUACAUAAACAUCUGUAACUAUUUCUAAUUGGCUCCGCUGUGAUUUGUUUCUCUUUUUCUUUCUGAUCAGAACCAGUUCUUCAUCAGCUGUGCCGACAACCGAACGGUCUACAACAAGAUCGGAGACGCCAUCAUCGAGAGGAUCAUCAGAGCACACAAGUACUUCCCUUUAUUUAAACUACGUAUUUGUUUUAGGACUACUCAAUCUUAAGGUGUCUUUUAUGUUUGCAAGAAAGAUUAGUUUCUCUUACCGCAGCAGGACACUGAUGGUCUUUGUCUUUUUGUAACUGCUCUGUGUUUGCUCACAGGGAGGGGAAGAAGUACCGCGUGUAUGUGGUCACCCCUCUGCUUCCUGGAUUUGAGGGAGACAUCACGACAGGAGGAGGGAACGCCAUUCAGGCGGUGAUGCACUUUAACUACAGGUGAGCCGCACAGCACUUUCACAAGUCCAAGUCAAAUACUGAAAGAGGAACAGAGAAAGGGAAUGAAAUGUGAACCAUUUUAUUUGGAGUUUAUUUAAGGUAGGAUGUGUAAUGUUUCUAGACUUUCUGAUGAGUUUAAAUCUCUUCCAUUCCCAGAACAAUGAUCAGAGGAGAGUACUCCAUCAUUUCCCAGCUGAAAAGAGAGAGUAAGUGCAGGAAAAAGUUAUAAAAUUGAAGAUUUUAUAUCUUUAAUUAAAUUGAAGGCUAAGAUUGUGCUGAUUUAUUUCCCCACCUUGCUUAGUGGACGACCAGUGGAUGAACUACAUCUCCUUCUCCGGACUGCGGACUCAUGCCGAGCUGGAGGGACGGCUGGUCACGGAGCUCAUCUACGUCCACAGCAAGAUGCUCAUCGCUGACGACAACACAGUCAUCAUCGGUCAGUCUCUCGUCUGCUCUCUCUCGUUCUGUCCCUUUUUCUUUUCUCAGGUUGUUUUCACCAAACAAUAUUUUUAGCAUGUCUGCGUUGACACCAGCAGGAAUGUGUUAAAUCUCAAAAUCUGGCUUAAGAUUUCAUCUCUUGCCAUGUGUGCAGCUAAAAAAUGUGCAUAUAAAUACCGGUGAAAUGUUGUGUUUGCUGAAGGAUAGCUCGACUGCACCCUCUGCUGGUGUGUGACAUGCUACUCCAUCUCUCGCUCUGCUUUUUCUUUUGGUUUUUUUAGACAUUGUUUUUAAGAAAUUUAAAGGAGAAGAUGCUUUUCUUUAAUUAUAAGAUCAUUAAUUACAAUUUUAAAAAUAUAAUGGGGUAACAAUGGGGACAGAAAGAGUGUAACAGAUGCAGAAUUACAACUUUCAUUCUCCGUUCUGUGUAUAUUUUUUUCAGGUUCUGCUAACAUCAACGACAGAAGCAUGCUGGGUAAGCGUGACAGCGAGGUGGCGGUGAUCGUGGAGGACUCUGAAAAGGUUCCAGCUGUGAUGGACGGACAAGAGUAUGAAGCCGGACCCUACGCACUCCAGCUUCGCCUCGAGUGCUUCAGGUGUGUGUUUGCACUAUUUGGAGUGUGUGGAGAUCAGUCAGAGAAGUACAGUAUGUCAUAAACUUCUCUUUAAAAUCAGUUAUGUAUACCUUGUUUUCCUUUUCCCAAUCAGAACUAUCCUUGGAGGCCACACCGACUCCAGUAUUGACCUUUCUGACCCGAUCAGUGAUCGCUUUUACAAGGAGGUGUGGAUGACCACUGCAGGCCGCAACGCUACCAUCUAUGAAAAGGUAUGGACUUAACUGUUCAUGAUGUACUGACUCUUGUGACAGAGAGUUGUAGAUGCUUUGAUUAACCGUGGAGGGUCUUGCAACUGCCACAAAAACCAUCCUGACCUCUGUUCUCAGAAGAGCCUCACCCCCAAUUUCCACCGCACCCGCCAAGACUCUGAUCCAGAACAGUGGUGAUUUACGCUGUCCGCCAAUUCCUACCGGAUCCAUUUGUGAGGCAAAUUUCAUGGCAGAUUACCGACAGCGAGAAUCGCGAGAACUCCCAAGAACCCGCGGAUUCACAUGCAAUCGCUCAACAACAAGUUAUCUCUAUAAAGACAGCUACAUAACCAUAUAAGCAGUAGAUUGUGCCCUUCCAGGGGAGGAAAUCUACUUCUAGAUUUCUAAAAUCAGCAUCUCCUCAUCCAUAGUGUCAUCGGGGUGAAAGGCUGUCUAAAAACCCUUCACUCGUUCGUCCCAAAGUUGGAAUGGUGGGAAAUGUGAUCUGCCUUAAACACGGAGUGUUUUAUUUUGAAAAGAAGCUGGAUGUUGUAUUUUGUGUCUGUGGCCAACUUCCUUUCCAGCACGGCCUAGAAAAAAAAAAUCUCUUACGAUCAGGAGCAGAACGGAAAGAAACCGGUGUUAAUUGACACAUUAACUUGAAUGGUUACGAUCAGCUGCGAUCGGCGGAUACUUCCUUUUUGUAGCGGUGGAAAUUGGGCGUUAAAGACGUCAACUCACGUACUCUAGAGUUUAUUUUUGUGUGUUUCCCUCCAGGUUUUCCGUUGCCUUCCUUCGUCCCUGGUGAGGAACAUGGCUGAGCUGGAGCAAUACCAGUCCAAACCAGGUUUGGCCCAGACAGACCUGACCCGCGCUCAGGAGGAGCUGCGCAAAAUCCGAGGCUUCCUGGUCCAGUUUCCUCUGGACUUCCUGUCUGAGCAGAACCUCAUGCCUUCUGUGGGAACCAAGGAGGCCAUGGUCCCAACUGAGAUCUGGACGUAA